This is a messenger RNA of Linderina pennispora, 1773 nucleotides long. RefSeq names its product glycoside hydrolase. Lineage: Eukaryota; Fungi; Kickxellomycota; Kickxellomycetes; Kickxellales; Kickxellaceae. Gene Ontology annotation, biological process: carbohydrate metabolic process; glycosaminoglycan metabolic process. Gene Ontology annotation, cellular component: membrane. The record is from RefSeq and is a predicted model, not a curated record. Bases 1 to 1773 code for a protein of 590 amino acids. Gene Ontology annotation, molecular function: beta-N-acetylhexosaminidase activity. The transcript has 5 exons.
AUGUCUGUGUCGGCGAUAGCUGAGGAUGGCAAGAUUGGCGUCGAGAUCAAGCGGAGCGAUUUCAUGAUAAAAUCCAAUGUCACAUCGAGUUCGGUAAUCAAUGCCGCCAUUGAGCGCUACCAGUACUUGAUUGAGCACGAGUACUACGAAUCGCCAAUCGACCGCGAUUCUGGGACGCUGAAAACCAUGGGCAGCAUCUAUUCACUCGAGUCAUACACGCUUGAUGUACCAGCCGACGGCAAGGCAUGUAUAGUCGCAAAGACCCCAUUCGGCGCAGUACGUGCGCUUGAGACGUUCUCGCAGCUGGUGACUGCUAAUUCCGGUCGCAAGGUUAUCCGCAAUGCACCUGUGAAGAUCUCGGACACGCCAAAAUUCUCCCAUCGCGGUAUUCUGCUCGACACAUCACGCAACUUUUUCCAUGUCGACGCAAUCCUGCGUACCCUCGAUGCAAUGGCAUACAACAAGCUCAACGUCCUGCACUGGCAUGUAGUUGAUGCCUUUUCGUGGCCAAUUGAGUCCAAGAUCCACCCGGAACUGACCGAGAAGGGCGCGUACACCUUGGACAUGAGAUACUCAUACGAAGACGUCAAAAAGAUCAUCACCUACGCCAAAAACCGUGCUGUCCGCAUCAUCCCUGAAUUUGACAUGCCUGGCCACACCUACAUUAUUGGCGAGUCGCACCCAGAGCUCAUGGCCUGCAUGAACAAGCAGCCAAACUGGGACAAGUACACGGCGGAGCCACCCAGUGGCCAGCUUAACAUUGCCGAUCCGCGCGCUAUCUCGUUUGCAUUUGAUAUUAUGGCCGAGUACAGCCGUCUGUUCGUCGAUCUCCAGUACCACAUGGGUGGUGGUGCGCUAAACCUGGACUGCUUCGGAGAGGAGCCGACCAUUGAAAUGUACGUGCGUGAUCACCCAGGCGAGAGCGUCGACUCACUUAUUGUCGGGUGGAGCACGCAGAUGGCCAACAAGCUCGAUGACCUGGGAAAGAUCCCUAUGGUUUGGGAGGACACCAUCUUGAGCCACAACUUCACAGCGCGCAAUACCACCAUUGUGCAGGCAUGGAUCAAUGAGGACUCUGUUGGAAAGAUCGUCGAUCGUGGGUACCGUGCCGUUGCCUCUCCCUGGAACAAGUACUAUCUCGAUUGCGGCCACGGCUCCUGGCUGUCAGAUUUUGGUGGCACGUCCUGGUGCGAUCCGUACAAGGGCUGGCAGACCAUCUACACAUAUGACCCAUUGGCCAACAUUACCGACCCCAUCAAGCAGAAGCUGGUUCUAGGAGGCGAAGUAGCGCUAUUCUCUUCCCAGUCGGAUGAAACCACCAUCGAUCGCAAUUUGUGGCCGCGCGCUUCAGCCUUCGCCGAGGUGAUGUGGACCGGCAACAUUGACCCACGCUUCCGCAUGGUUGCACGUGGCAUUAUGGCCGAACCGCUGCAGCCGCUGUGGUGUUUUUUGGACCACAUCUUCCAAAGAGAAAAGACGCUUAGAAAAUUCCUCGACGCGCUUCACUCGGACGGCCUAGUUGCACAAGAGGCUCGGCUCGGCAACGCGCACAAGCAGCUGUACGGGAUGGACGAAGGAACCGACACAUAUGUUCCCACGUCUGGCGCUGGCGACUCGAAAGUAUCUACCAGUCGGGUACGACCAGAAAACACAGCCACAUACUUUACAUACAACAAUUCGUAUUCGCAACAGCAGGAUAAUGCUUCUGGUGCUCAGUUCUCGCGGGUGGACGACGACUACAUAUUCGAGUCCGGAGCACGAGCUCGCGUAUAG